Messenger RNA from Grosmannia clavigera kw1407, 1317 nucleotides. RefSeq names its product salicylate hydroxylase. The coding region runs from base 1 to 1317 and encodes 438 amino acids. Lineage: Eukaryota; Fungi; Ascomycota; Sordariomycetes; Ophiostomatales; Ophiostomataceae. The record is from RefSeq and is a predicted model, not a curated record. The transcript has 2 exons. Gene Ontology annotation, molecular function: FAD binding; monooxygenase activity.
AUGGGCUUCCAAGACAAGCGCAUCGCCGUCAUUGGCGGUGGCCUCGGCGGCAUGGCCUUUGCCAACUCGGCUCGCUACGCCCAGCUAGCCAACGUGCAGCUGUACGAGUCGGCCGGCCAGCUGACGGAGGUCGGUGCCGGCGUCAACAUCACGCGCAACGCGAACCGCAUUCUGGACGCCAUGGGCGUCGGCCCCGACAUGCUGUGGCGGUCGUCACGCGACCCGCCCUGCUACAUGGAGUACCGCCACUACCGCACGGGUGCCUUUCUCGGGCAGAUCGAUGAGUUUGGCGCGCCACGCUCGCGCCAGAUCCACCGCGCUCACCUGCUUGACGCCCUGCAGCGUGGCGUGCCGGACGCGCAGGUCUCACUGGGCAAGCGGCUGGUGUCGUUGGCCUGGCAGCCUGACGUUCGCGCCUACCGUCUCUGUUUUGCCGACGGCUCCACGGCCGAGGCCGACAUCGUCAUCGGCUGCGACGGCAUCAAGAGCGUCGUUCGCCGUCAGCACUUUGGUCUGUCUGACGCCCCGGCCUACUCGGGCCAGAUGGUCUACCGCGGCUACGUCGCCUACGAGCACCUCUCGCCCACGACGGCCGCCCUGCUACGCAAGACGGUCAACUUCCGCGGUCCGCGCCGCCACAUCCUGACGCUGCCCAUCGGCAACGACGACUCGGCCACGGCCCGCGUCGGCAUCAUCGCCUUCAUGUCCGAGCCGCUCGAGAACUGGGCGUCCGAGAGCUGGCUCGAUACCGCGCCCGUCGACGACUUGCACGACCAGGUCCGCGACUGGACCGGCGCCGUCCAGGAGAUUGUGGCCGGCCUGCGUCGUGGCUCGCCCGACGGCCGCAUCCUCAAGCAGGCUCUGUACGUGCGCGAGCCCACGGCCACCUGGUUCGACGUCCGGCCUGAUAGCCCGGACUCGGGCGUCUUUCUCAUCGGCGACAGCGUCCACUCGACUCUUCCUCAUCAGGGCCAAGGUGCCUGUCAGGCCAUCGAGUCCGGCUUUGCUCUCGCACAGGUGCUCAAGAGCUGGCCGGACGCCGAUCUGGGCGCUGCCCUGCAGUAUCUGCAGGACCUGCGCAAGCCGCGGACCGACCGAAUUACGCAGUCCAGCUACGAGACCGGCAAGAUGGCCAGCGCCGACAUACCCGAAGACCAGUGGGCCGCCGCCUUCGACCCUGAGGUCGUGCGCGAGCGCAUGCGCUGGGUCAUGGAGUACGACCUGCUGGGCGAGCUGGCCAAGACGCUGCCACAGCCAGGCGACCAGUCGACAGCCGAGGACGAGAAGCUAGGCUCGGCCUCGGUGACGGUGUGCUGA